ACUACACCCUAUUCGGUACUCCAACAACAACAAAUGCUCCACCAGCCCACGCGGGCUCUAUCUGGCAGACUGGCAGACUGGCCUCCGCGGCCUCGAGCUUCUCUCCGUGCCGCAUUCCGUGCCUCAUCAACGCCUCUCCGCGCACCAUGGACGCAGAGCCAUCUGUUCUUGGAUGCUGCCCGGCCAUCAUGACACGAAAGCCUCAUGGUCCCGGUCACCGUGUUACGCACGAAAGACGUCGGGUGCUGGUUGCCUUUCACACCCCAUCAUCUACACCUACACCACCUGCUGCAGCUGAAGGAAGGUCGGCUGAAGCUCCCGUACCCGUACCCAUACCCAUACCCGCCCUGGCCAGUACCAUACACCCAAGCCAGCCGCCAAUGGCUCCUUCAGCGACUCUGGCCAUGUCUGCUCCUCUGCGAUGCGUCUGAUGCUUCGUACUGGACUUGGCUCUCUCUCUCUCUCUCCAAUAGCGCCUCGCCAAAAGAAGCAUGGCGUCGAUCGACCGAUGGCGUUCUCUCACGCGUUGCGCUGGCCAACAACCGUAGCCAUCCGCCUGCCUGCACCCAUGUCGCCAAUCCGCCCUACCGGAGUACAUUCACUGUCCAUUUCAGGGGCCCCCUCAUGUCACGACUUGUCCGUCGAAACAGAGUGAACCAACAAGGGGCACUCGCGCUGGUGGCUGACUCACACCCAGCUGGGCCUGGCAACUGGCGAUUAUGACAACGCAAAUCGAUAACACGUCUGCCGCCGGCUGGCGACCCAAGGCCACUUGCACCUGCAGCUGAUUCCGCCCAACGGACAUCCUGUCGGCACCU
This is a messenger RNA of Cucurbitaria berberidis CBS 394.84, 818 nucleotides long. RefSeq lists its product as uncharacterized. Bases 205 to 723 code for a protein of 172 amino acids. NCBI's taxonomy places the organism in Eukaryota, Fungi, Ascomycota, Dothideomycetes, Pleosporales, Cucurbitariaceae. The record is from RefSeq and is a predicted model, not a curated record. The transcript has a single exon.